AAUCGCCGCGAGAGCACGGAUUACAUGUUUUGCGCGAUUGCACUGCUUUGCUUCCCAUUCUGUUAGGUAGCUUUGAAUGAUCGGAGACGAGCUCCUCCCCACAUCGUGAAGCGGCAGAUACCCACGGAGCCGUGCAUUUAAAGCUAAUUCCUCGCAAGAGCCCGCCUCACCAUGCCGUCGGCAGCAGUAUGUAUGCGGACUCUGAGAGCCUACUCUCGUCAUGGCUCUAAUCAUGUUCGAGUUAUGGCUAGGGCCUUUUCUGCCACUUCACGUAGGGCUGAAAUAAAUAAGGUCUACCCCUCGGCCUCGGAAGCUCUCAAGGAUAUGAAGCCUAACUCAACCGUUCUCUGCGGUGGAUUUGGUCUUUGCGGCGUGCCUGACACUCUAAUCAACGAAGUUUUGAAAAAGCCCGAGAUAACCGGUCUCACGGCCGUUUCAAACAAUGCAGGAACUGACACCUCCGGCUUGGGCCAGCUCUUGAAGACAAAGCAAGUUAAGAAAAUGAUUGCUAGUUAUAUUGGCGAAAACAAGACAUUCGAGACCAUGUACUUGACGGGUGAAGUCGAACUUGAGCUUACUCCUCAAGGCACCCUGGCCGAGCGGUGCGCUGCUGGUGGUAAGGGUGUCCCAGCUUUCUACACACCUGCGGCCUUUGGAACAGUGGUACAGACAGGCGAUCUCCCUUUGCGAAAUAAGAGUGACGGCACACCGGAUCAGUUUUCUUACCCGAAAGAUGUCAAAGUAUUCGACGGAAAGUCGUACCUCCUGGAGCACAGUAUCAAAGGAGAUUAUGCCUUUGUCAAGGCUUACAAGGCUGACAAACUCGGCAACUGCCAGUUCCGUCUUGCUGCCAACAACUUCAACGGUGCUAUGGGACGCAAUGCCAAGAUGACCAUCGUCGAGGCUGAGCAUAUCGUCGAGCCUGGCGAGAUCGCCCCUGAGGCUGUCCACCUCCCGGGUAUCUACGUGAAGAGAGUGAUCCAGAGUACCACCCCGAAGAACAUCGAAAAGUAUACUUGGGCGAAGGAUGAAAACGACGCCGACUCUAAGAAGAUCCUUGGCUCAGGUGACACAGCUGCCAAGAGAGAGCGCAUCGUCCGGAGAGCCGCCAAGGAAUUCAAGAAUGGCAUGUACGCCAACCUUGGUAUCGGCAUGCCCAUGCUUGCCCCUGGAUUCGUCGGCCCUGAGGUCGAAGUCCAACUCCAGUCCGAGAACGGUAUUCUCGGCCUCGGCCCUUACCCCAAGCAGGGCGAGGAAGAUCCCGACCUCAUCAACGCCGGCAAGGAGACAGUGACUCUGCGCCCAGGUGCUGCUGUCUUCGGCAGCGAGGAGAGUUUCGGUAUGAUUCGUAGCGGCCGCAUCAACCUCACCAUCCUCGGCGCCAUGCAGGUCAGCGCCACUGGUGAUCUGGCCAAUUGGAUGCUGCCCGGUAAGGUGAAGGGCUUCGGUGGUGCUAUGGAUCUGGUCAGCAACCCCAGCGCUACCAAGGUCGUCGUCACCAUGGAGCACACAGAUAAGAAGGGAAACCCCAAGAUCGUCAAGCAGUGCGCCUUCCCUUUGACGGGUCGCGCUUGUGUGUCAAGAAUCAUCACGGAGCUGGGCGUGUUUGAUGUUGACUUCGCCCAUGGCCUCACCCUCGUGGAAAUCGCGGAUGGUGUCACUGUGGAUGAGAUCAAGAGCAAGACCGAGGCCCCAUUCCACGUCGCUGAAGACCUGAAGCCCAUGCUAUAAAGCUUGAACGACGAUGUCUACUACUGUCUUUCCCUAUUCAUCAUGUAUAUAGCGUUUCCUGGUUUUGGCGUUGCAUUGUGAGGAUGAGAAGCAUAACGUGUUUUAUAUCCAUUAGUAUCCCAAUGAUAGAGAAGUGUAGCC
This is a messenger RNA of Xylaria bambusicola, 1872 nucleotides long. Its product is annotated as coenzyme A transferase. Lineage: Eukaryota; Fungi; Ascomycota; Sordariomycetes; Xylariales; Xylariaceae. Gene Ontology annotation, molecular function: succinyl-CoA:3-oxo-acid CoA-transferase activity. Gene Ontology annotation, biological process: ketone body catabolic process. Bases 172 to 1731 code for a protein of 519 amino acids. The transcript is spliced from 3 exons. The record is from RefSeq and is a predicted model, not a curated record.